Psylliodes chrysocephalus is the source of this 2111-nucleotide messenger RNA. NCBI's taxonomy places the organism in Eukaryota, Metazoa, Arthropoda, Insecta, Coleoptera, Chrysomelidae. The record is from the annotation of a GenBank genome assembly.
CGUCGUAUCAAACACCACAUGCCAUCGAUUGUUACGGACUCCUUUAGCGGAACGCUAUGCUAAGCUGGCCUAGUAGAUUCGAUUGGUCUCUUCGUUUACUUUGCGGUUGACCAUUGAAAUCAUUGGCUGAGGCGCCGAAUACAAAAAAAAGUUGUGCGAAUGAAUUCGAAUUUAUUUAUCUGUUGGAAUUCAAAAUCAUUAUUCAUCAUCGGCUUGUUGAAUUAACAAUUUAUUUUUUUUUGGCGGUUAAUCUAUUUUUUAAUAGUGAAAUAGUUAUAACGUUUUGUGUUGUGAAAUUUAUUAUUAAAAAGUGAGAGUUUGUGCAUUGGAAUAGUUGUGCUGGUUGGUUGCUGCAUUUAAGAUGUGGCGAACUCUUUCACUAACCCUAUUGCCAAUACUGGCAAAUGCCCGAAUGGAUUGUUCAAGGACAGAAUACGACAAAUGCAUAAAAAUAGCCGAUCCGUUAGUAAAAGAAGCUCAUCUAGUAUUUCCCGACAACUUAAACGAUAUAGAUCAAGUCUGUAAUACCUGGAACCAAUUUGUGGAUUGCUUAAAAAUUUAUACUGAUCAAUGUUUUACUGACCAGCAAAGGAGGCAGUUCAACAGAGCUGUGGAAAGUCCAAUAGAAAGCGUGCACGAAAUGUGUACCCAACCCAGUUAUCAGAAAGAAUAUUUACGAUACGCUCCUUGCAUAAAAAGUACCAUUGUCCAAAGGAUUCAUUGUGGUCCUCAAUACAGUUUAUUGGUGGAUCAAGUAGAUCAAGGCGACAUUAUAUCAAAAUCUACUUUGUGCUGUUCUCAUGAUCGAUUUAAACAAUGCAUUCAAAGAGAAACUAGAAGGUUAUGUGAUAGAGGAAUAUCAGAUGGACCUGCAUCAAGAUUUGCUACCCAAAUAAUCGACAAAGCUCUUAGAUUUUUACAAGAACAAUGUGUAAACUAUAUCCCUAACUCUGGCGACUGUAUGAUCCAUCAUUCUAAUGACCCUUACGCGGACAGAACAGACUCUUUGGUAAUUUCCACCUCGUCCAGUGAAACCCAGCCAUGGAGUACAUUCCAAGAAGCUCGACCCAAGGAAGACAUCUUUGCAAGUGUAAGUCCCUCUAGACCUACUUACCCGUGGGGAUCUUCAAGCUUUCCGACAAGCAGAACUUUUCCUACUGGCAGAAGCGUAUCUCCUAGCAGCGACUAUUUAGGAUCCAGAACUCGACCUGGUUCUUAUGGAAGGGCUAGUUGGGGCGAAGCAAAUGGAAACCAGGCAUUGGGUAGUAAUACUGUUCAAAUGUACCCUGAUGUAUCAUCUACACGAUCCACGAGGCCGGAAUGGAGCAGUUCUCCUUGGGACAGCAGACAGUCCAGUACUAGUCCAAGUGUAAUGGGAAGCACGAGAAGCCCAAUUCGGCCAUUCUCCUCAUCCUGGAAUCCUCCAGAAGUGACUUCGGAAGUAUGGUAUGCAGCAUCAGGAAAUCAUAUGAGCAAUGACGUAGACGUACCUAAUCAACUUGGACUGCAGAAAUCUAAGAAUUCAGCUACAUUAGUUCAUUCUUUAAGUUUAGCUUGGUUUAGUUUGUUACUUAUAAUAAACGUCCUUGUACUCCAUAAUUAGCAAAACUAAUAAAAUGUUACUAUGUACUAUUUUACCAUAAUGUAAGUACAUCAAAAGAAUAAUUGAGAAUGUGUUGAAACAUUGGGAAAUCAGUCUAACAAAAUUUAAUUAUACAACUAUUUUAUUUAUAUAUUUCUAUCAUCAUUUAGAAUAAUAAACUCAAAAAUUAGUCUAGUCAUACAUUCAAAAAAUGGAAAAGAAUUUUUUUAAAAAACGCUUUGUCAACUUCAAUUUUUCAGGGAAACAAAAAUAUAAGCAAAAGACAAUUAAAAGUGAUUUGUUUCGUUUUUUUUUCUCAAUAACACCCACGUAAUCUCGUUUUCAAUAUUUCUCUGGCCAAAAUAAAAAGAGGGAUCUCAUCAAUAUGCUGCGUAAGUAUUUGAAACCCGAUAAACUACACCUAAGUGAAUACGGUCCAUUUAAUCAAAAAGUGUUUAGAAUAUGAAAUAAAGGUAAAGAAUUUCCACACUCGUUUUAUUCAAGACACAGACAUUUUAUUUUAUUAUAU